AUGGCAUCGUCUGCAAUACGUAAACACAGUGCUUCUCUCAUAUUUUUCCAUGGUUCUGGAGAAACUGGUCAAAUUUUAAUAGACAGAGUGCGUUAUUUGCUUGGACGUGAUUUUAAUUUUGCGCACAUCAAUGUUGUUUAUCCAACGGCUCCAUUACAAGAAUAUACCCCAUUGAAGGGACAACUAUCGAAAGUGUGGUUUGAUCGCAAUGCAGUCGAUAUAGCGGAUCCCAUAGGUAAACAGAACAUGACGAAGGGAUACGAAGUUGCGCAGCAACUUAUCCAACAUGAAGUGACCCAUGGCAUACCCUUGAAUCGUAUAAUUGUUGGUGGUUUCUCAAUGGGAGGAGCGUUGGCUUUGCAUACCGGCUAUCACUUGACUGAGGGUCUGGCAGGUGUUUUUACGCAUUCCUCAUUUCUGUAUCGCAAUUCUGUUGUCUUUCAAUCAUUGAGAAAUCGUAAAUUUACUAAGGAAACACUGCCUGAGCUGCGAAUGUUUCAUGGCCAGAAUGACACUUUAGUCCCGCCUGAAUGGGGAAGAGAGACGUCAGAAUCUUUAGCCAAAUUGGGCGUAUCAGGCACUUUUACUCCCUUAGAGGAUACAUUGCAUGUGCUUAGAAGAAAGUCACUUCUUGACAUCGAGCAAUGGAUAUUAACCAAAUUGCCACCUUUGUAAAACGUGAUAAUAAAAUAAUUAUGUAAU
Drosophila nasuta is the source of this 702-nucleotide messenger RNA. RefSeq names its product lysophospholipase-like protein 1. Bases 1 to 675 code for a protein of 224 amino acids. Lineage: Eukaryota; Metazoa; Arthropoda; Insecta; Diptera; Drosophilidae. The record is from RefSeq and is a predicted model, not a curated record. Gene Ontology annotation, molecular function: palmitoyl-(protein) hydrolase activity; carboxylic ester hydrolase activity. Gene Ontology annotation, biological process: protein depalmitoylation. Gene Ontology annotation, cellular component: cytoplasm. The transcript has a single exon.